UAGACUAUUAUUUGAUAAGUAGAAUAAUCUAAUACAUAUUGCGAUUUUAUAAAAUAAUAAUUAAAAGAGUUUUUUUAUUUAAAUAUAUGUUACAAUAAAUAUUCGUCAGUAUUCGAUACCGACUGUAGCGAAGCGUCUCCGUAUCUAAUAAAUUUAAUCAGUUUUAAGCAACGCAAAGACAGACGCAAGACAUAAGUCUAUCCCUACAGCUCACAGAGUCACUAGUGUAUACAAAGUGUCCUGAUACUACCGAUGACAAUGAUGGCUGUAUUUUAAAGGUAUCGCUGAAAGCACCCAUCGGUAGAAACAAUUACAUGAGCUUUUGCGGCGGUUCUGUGAUCGCGGUAAACAAGGUUCUGACAGCGGCGCAUUGUGUCACAGAUGAUGGAAAUAUAUGCGAUAAAUUGUGUAAGACAUAUAAAAUAAGAAGCUUAAUGAAGUUGUUUGUCGUGGCGGGGACCCUACGCAACCGUGCAAGAUACCAAAGAGACGAUCAAGGUACUGAGCAGUGGAGAAGAAUGACAUAUGUCACUGUACCGAAUGGUUACUGGUUUCCUAAAAACGACAUAUCCGUAGCAUAUAUAGAUUUUCCAUUUGUGUUUAACGCAUAUGUACAGCCUCUGCCUCUUGCCUCGCGUAAUAUAGAAUACGGAUCUAUGGAGUGCCUUGCAUCAGGCUGGGGAAGGAUAAAUAAACGAUUAAAGGGAGGUUCCGACAUACUGUUGUGGGCUUACCUGCGGUUGAUACCUGGCUACCGGUGUUCACGCAUACAUAAACAAAACAUGAACAAGUUCAUAUGCACUGCAUCUGACGUAACGAGUAUUUUAGAGGGUGAUUCAGGAGGACCACUGGUGUGCAGAAAUACUAGAGACCCGAACGACAGAGGCCAGGGAGUAAUUGUCGGGGUGGCGUGUGGGUAUCGGAAAAAAGGGUUUCGUCACGACGCCUUCUUCACAAGAGUACCCAAGAUUUCGCGCAGAGGCACUAGUGUAAAACAUAAGUGUCAGGAUACUACCGAUGACAAUGAUGGCUGUAUUUUAAAGGUAUCGCUGAAAACUCCCAUCGGUAGAGGCAGUUACAUGAGCUUUUGCGGCGGUUCUGUAAUCACGGAAAACAAGAUUCUGUCAGCAGCACACUGUUUAACAAAAGAUGGAAAUGUAUGCGAAAAAAUGUGUAAGAAAUUCAAAAAAAGAAGCUUAAUGAAGUUGUAUGUCGUAGCGGGGACUCUACGGAACCGUGCAGUAUACCAAAGAGACGCGGAAGGUACUGAGCAGUGGAGAAAAAUGAAAAAUGUCAUUAUACCCCGCGGUUACUGGUUUCCUAAAAACGACAUAUGCGUAGCAUUUACAGAUGCUCCGUUUGUGUUUAACGAAUACGUAAAGCCUCUGCCCCCUGCCUCGAAUUAUAGGGAUUACGGAUCUAUGGAGUGCCUUGCAUCAGGAUGGGGAAGAAUAAAUGAACGACAAACCUCAGACAUAUUAUUGUGGGCUAAACUACGCCUGAUACCUAGUCACCAGUGUUCACGUAUACAUAGACAGGACAUGGGCAAGUUUAUAUGCACUGAAUCAGACGUAACGAAUGUGCUACAGGGUGAUUCAGGAGGACCAUUGGUCUGCAGAGGUACUGGAGACCCGAACGACAAAGGCCAAGGAGUAAUUGUCGGAGUGGUGAGCGGUGCCCGGAUCCGAAAGUACUCGCGUCGUUACGACACCUUCUUCACAAGGGUAUCCAGUUACGUGAAAUUUUUAAGUCUAAACGAAGCAACGAUAACCACGCCUGUGUUUUGUAUUGUUUUACUGUCGCAAAUUAUAUCAAACUUUAAUUGACAUUA
Messenger RNA from Cydia pomonella (codling moth), 1831 nucleotides. RefSeq lists its product as uncharacterized. The record is from RefSeq and is a predicted model, not a curated record. The transcript is spliced from 11 exons. Lineage: Eukaryota; Metazoa; Arthropoda; Insecta; Lepidoptera; Tortricidae. Bases 315 to 1826 code for a protein of 503 amino acids. Gene Ontology annotation, molecular function: serine-type endopeptidase activity. Gene Ontology annotation, biological process: proteolysis.